AUCAAAAAUCAAGAAACAGAGUUCUCUAAUCUACAAAAUUCAAGAAAAUGGGAAUGUCGAAAUCGAAAGGCAACACACACAACAUCUUCCUUCUUUGCAACUACAUCCUCUUAGGCUCAGCUUCAAGCUGCAUCUUCCUCACGAUCUCUCUCCGUCUCUUCCCAUCACUCUCUGGCCUUUCUCUCAUCUUCCUCCACGCUUUAACCAUCGCAACCGCGGUCUCUGGUUGCUCGAUCUUCGCCUCUUCCACAACCGCAACCACUAGCGAUAGAUUAUACGGCUCUCACAUGGUAGCAACGGUCCUCACUGCCAUAUUCCAAGGUGCGGUCUCUGUUCUUACGUUCACGAGAACAGGGGAGUUCUUGAGGUUCUUGAAUUCGUAUGUUUUGGAAGAAGAUGGUGCGGUGAUACUUAAACUCGCUGGUGGUUUGUGUGUGGUUAUGUUUUGUUUGGAGUGGGUUGUUCUUGUGUUGGCGUUUUUGUUGAAGUAUAGUGAUUAUUUAGAUGAUGAUGAUGAUGAUGAUGAUUUCAAGGUUCGAAAACAAGACGAUGAUGGUCUCAAGGAUUGGCCUUCGUACCCAUUUCAAUUCAAGAAUUAAAAGUUUUCGAUUUCAUUUUCAUUUUUUUUCAUACACAUGCUUGUAAUGUGAUAAUGUCUCUCCCACUUUAAUUAGUGUAAAAAAUAAUUCAUCUAUAAAUUUUUUUUUA
This is a messenger RNA of Capsella rubella, 708 nucleotides long. RefSeq lists its product as uncharacterized. Lineage: Eukaryota; Viridiplantae; Streptophyta; Magnoliopsida; Brassicales; Brassicaceae. Bases 48 to 599 code for a protein of 183 amino acids. The transcript has a single exon. The record is from RefSeq and is a predicted model, not a curated record.